UUCAGUCUGCCCUGAAGAAGUCUUAUUAAAGACGAAAAUUUGGCAGAGUCGAUUUCCAGUUUUUGGAGUAGUGUAUUCAUUGUUCUGGUACGAGAUCGCGACAGUUUGGGCUUUUUGAUUCUAUUCCAAAUAACGUUGACACAUGUCUAAGGCUGAACUUAGGGCAGAUUUAUCACGAUUAGGUGGGAGAGUUGUAGUGUUUUACUCCAUAUUUGAACCGCUCGAUAAACUCACAUCGUAAACAGCGGAAACCUUAAUAACAACUUCUGAUCUGGGCCAAUCAAAAUAUCCAAGAGAAAGUUACUAAGUCAGUGGCCAAUCAGAGACUAUUAUAGGUUUUCCUGUGAAAGCCGUGACGUCACGGAACACGAUUAUCCCCUCCGUUGCGUAGACGCUACGAGAGGAUUUCGCGAGUCAGCGGCUACACGUAGGCUAUGUAUUUGUAUGGCCAAUGAACAGAGUUUGUUUAUGAAAAAACUCUACCAGAACAUGAUUUGGAUAGAAUCACAUGCGGAGUGAUGAGAUCUAUAGAUCGACAUUUGACAUUCUUUUUGUUAUAUGCGAAGUAAUGUACAUAGCAUUUAAAAUGCAAUAGAUUUACAUACAAUAUGGCAUAGAUAGAUUUAGUUUUAAUGAUCACUAGAUGUGUACAGAUAGAUACUCUAAAUAAGAGUAAAAUUUUAAUGUUGUUUUAUUAUGAGCAGUUCAAACCACCCACGAGAGCCUGCAAAGUCGAGUUUAUGUAUUCCAAUAUUUUAUAGAUUAUAAUUCGCAUUCUGCAGUACUGUAUGUGGAAGACAAAAACGGCAAAAACGGGUCUUCGUGUACGCGAGUUUCUGAUGCGAGAUGCUUUGUUAUGCUAAUUUUCUCGCAGGAUUUUAAUCUUGGUUUUACCCCGCACGCAGUGUUUCCUUUUAUGCAAACUCGAUUCAUAAAAAACAAACAAACAGAUAAUUCGAAAACACCUAUGAGUUGAACAUCAAGAGAGACGCAAGCGCGCCCUAGCGCACCCCAGAUCUAUAAAGAAUAUAGGCGAGGUGUGACGCGCGCUCUCGCUACACUUGCAUGUCAGGCAUGUAAAUAUUUGCUCAUAGAUCUGGGCAAGUUCGCAAUCAUUUGGUAAUAUUGCAAAGUUGAAAUGGUGCAAACGUACAAUACAGCACAAAUACAAACAAACAAUAGUGUUUCUCCUUUUCCAGGAUGUAAAAUAAUCAGUGUGAAACUGUCAACGCCGACAGAUCCACUCAACUUUGUAAUAAUUAGGGAGUUCUAUCAACAAGAAUAUAUCAAUUGAUCACUUUUACAUCGAUUACUUGAUUGGUAAUUAAGCAUAUUUCUAAUCAGAAAAACAGGAAUUAAGAAAAAAAAAAGAUCAUAUCAGAUACUGGUGAUGUCUCGGAAUUUAUCAUUGACAUUCGAGUGUUUUUGUUGUGACAAAGCGUUUCCGGAUAUAGACGAAGUGCUAGUUUCUCCCAACGUGUUGUAUUUGACCCUGGGUCCCUAGAGCACGUCCGUCCUGGAUUUGGUCUAGUGGCGAUGAACGGACGGCUUGGACUGUGGCCAUCAAAAACAGUGUGAACUUUUUCCACCAUUCAACUGUUUAAGGGAAAUUCCAUCUUGCUGAACAAUGGAAAGAAUUUAUACAAAGUCUCUUUUAGUGAUGUCAUGUUUCCUGGUCAUGGUAUCAGCACAGAACAUUUCAAGAUCUCCGCCAGGGAAUGAUACACAUGCAAAUAAAAAUAAGCAGUGUGCAGAAUUUGAGGUUUUUGUUCUUAAUGGCACUUUAAACAUCCCCUACACUGUGACGUGCUGCCUGUCCAUUGUCUUUGGUUUCUAUUUUGUUCUUGUUGGUUACAGAUGCUUUAAAGUCAGCUUGUUUCUCCUUGGCUUCAUAUUUGCAACCCUAGUCACCUUUGUCAUCAUCAACAAUCACACCACACUACCCAUCUGGGGCCUCAUCGCAGUAUCACUUGCUGUCGGACUCUUUUGUGGGCUUCUCACUACUUUUGUCACAUACUGUGGGCUGUUCCUGGGAGGAUUUGCAUUUGGGUUUUUCAUAGCACUUGCAGGGUUCUUUGUUGUAGAGUUUUUCUACCACAUAACCAUCAAGUGGAUACCUUUUGGCAUACUUCUUGGCUUAAGCCUUCUACUUGGACUCCUUACCCUCAGAUUCCAAAAGCCCUUGUUUAUCAUGGCGACGUCCAUGGUGGGCGGGGUCUUGUUGUGUGGAGGAAUAGACUACUUCAUGGAGGGGUACCUGCUGUUGGAGUACACAUGGCAUAGGAUUGUGGCUGGUCACCAGCUUAUUGAUCACUGCUGGAUUACUUGGGUGAUUCUUGGGAUAUGGCCCUUGUUUUUUGUAGCUGGAAUCAUUGUUCAAUUUGCUAAAACAGGAAGGAGAUAUAAUCACAGGGCAGGAAAAAAUUCAGUUUCCCUCCAAGGGGAGGACAAGGCUAUGAAGAGAUACAGAAGUCUGCAAAUGAAUGGUGAUGUGGUUGCAAAGAACUACUAUCAAGCAGAAGAAGCCAGGGGCACUUCAGUAUGAGCUACAUAUUAUUUUAAAAUAACGACAAGUACAAUUAUAGCUUAGUGUGUUCAGAACUCUGCAAGAACUGUACAAAAAUAAGUCCCAUGGUGUAAUUAGCUUUAGAUACAUGGCAGGACAGGAGUCAGGGCAUCAUCAACUGCCAUUUUUUGUGAACUGGAGAAUAAGCAGAAGGCAGCAUAUCGAAGGAAAACAAUGUAUGUGGUGCCAUUAACGCACAGCAACACUAUUUGUAGACACGUUUCAUUUGGAGUAUACCAUGUUUUUAAAGAAGGCCAACACCCCCACCAUGUUACACUCCUGCACAAUACAGAGUCACACAAGGCACCCGUUUCCAUUGGCUAAUUCAAUCAAGUACAUGUACCGUAAAUGAAUAAUGCCCAGGGCGUUUAUUUUCAAUUUCAAUUUCAAUGGUCCGAGGAGGGGGGGGGGUCGGGUUCAAUAGAUUGGAGGUGUUUAUUAGAGCGGGGCGUUCUUUACAAACUAGAACAAUAUAACAAAUCCAAGUAAAGUGGGGUUCUAGUAUCAGUCAGGAACACAUUAAAUUAUAGCCUGCAUAUCAAGCGUUUCUUGACUUUAAGCAAGCUGUACCCAUCAGAAGCCAAAUUCAGAUAAGGGUAAGGGGGGGGGGGUUUACAUAGAGGGGGGAGUUUGUUAGAGAGGGACAUUCAAUACAAACUUCAUUCAAUACAAACUUAGGGGGGGCAUUCAUUUGAUAGAAGGCGUUCUUUAGAUAGCAGGAGUUUAUUAGGAGUUUAUUAAUUACGGUAGUGCUUGAUCAAUAUUUUUUAUAUUCUUCAAAUCUAAAAGCAAAGCAUUUUAAGUUAUUUUUCUUGCUUAUUUUACUAAAAGGGUAUUGUUCUUUUAAUGAAAAGUCUCAAUCUGAAAUAGGGUCUCAUACUGUAUGUGAUUUAUCCACACAGAAAUGAAACAUUCAAUUAGCAUCAGGGUCCAAUAAUCAACAGAGCAUUAUUUAAAUUCAGUCAACUCAGUCAACAAUGUUGGCAAUAAUUGCACUACCUUGUUUAUAAGGAAAAGCCAUAUAAUGUGACCGGAAUUAUAUUGGUUUUAAUGUUGUUGUAUCUCUUGUUUUUUGUAGUACACAGGCUAUACUGGGUAUUUUAAAGAGUUUUGAUUGAUUGUUAAUAAAAGAUACUAAGCACUACACACCAUAGUGAAGGUUUCAAUUAUUGCAAUACAGCUAGUUACUCCUUAUACAUUUUCAAUUGAUCCUGUUCAUGUUGUUCAAAAGAUAUUUACAAGUAACAAAAGUCUGAAGUCUUUAAUUUCAUCACAUGAGGAAUUCUACCAUGUAGCUUAAUGCUAUUUGUAGAUUUCUUAGCCACUGUGUAUGGUUUCAAAUGCUUCUAUUUUGUACAUAAAGCUAUCUUUUAAUCAAAGAUCUCAUGCAAGGACUGGAUAUUUAAUCUUGUAAACAUUUUUAAGGACAAUGUUAAGGAGAUCAACUGUAGAUCAACUGUAUAUAAUAAAAUCAGAAAUUACAA
Molecule: messenger RNA, 4050 nt
Organism: Nematostella vectensis (starlet sea anemone)
Lineage: Eukaryota; Metazoa; Cnidaria; Anthozoa; Actiniaria; Edwardsiidae
Product: transmembrane protein 198
Exons: 5
Coding region: 1628-2545 (305 amino acids)
Cellular component (GO): plasma membrane
Source: RefSeq, a predicted model, not a curated record